This is a messenger RNA of Aspergillus clavatus NRRL 1, 1965 nucleotides long. RefSeq lists its product as uncharacterized. The coding region runs from base 1 to 1965 and encodes 654 amino acids. Lineage: Eukaryota; Fungi; Ascomycota; Eurotiomycetes; Eurotiales; Aspergillaceae. The transcript has a single exon. The record is from RefSeq and is a predicted model, not a curated record.
AUGUAUUUCUUCCCACAUGCUAGCUCCCCCGCGUUCGAGCCUCAGAAGCUCUGGAAACGAAAGAGUCAAAGUCCCAGAAAAGACCUCUUCAGGACAGAAACUGGCUCUCUUAUUAGUUGCAACAAUUCUUCCACAGGCAUCUCGAUCCAAACAGUUGACCCCAAAGUCAUACCCAUUUGGCUCAGUGUAUUCUUUGGAAACCCCAGCGUACCGUCUCCUCAGCUGGACCAUGCACGGUUUAACGCUAAGGCAUCAGAGCGCGUGUUUGAGCUCUCCCACACUCUCGCUGACAGCCCCUCCAAGGCGUCAUUCAGAACGAGCGUGUCGAGUCGCCUCUCCCUGCCGCGUUCUGGCCUAUCUGACAAUGCCCCUGUGUUUCAAGCGAUGACCUCCCUGUGCCGUGAAUUUGAAGAUGAGAUACUCAGUUGUGUUACAGGAUCCUGCACGGUCUGUGGACAAGCCCCAGCGCAGGCGUUGGUCCAUCGUCCUCUGUGCGCCACGCGAUAUGGAUAUGUCGAACUAUCAGAUUUUGUGGAAGUGCAUCAACUGGUUACGACGGUGGCGUCCCACACAGCGCAUUUCACACGGCGAGAUGAGGUCGAUUGGAGUGUUGGGGGUGUGAUGAGUGAUCGACCAUAUAUUUGCUUGGUGGCGGUGCCCAUCUGUUCUUCGGGGGAAACAUGUCACCAGUCUGCGACGCAGAUGUUGCAAACAUACGUUGAGAGGAUCCGGGAUGGAACGAUCCGACCUAAGGAACUGGAAGAGGGUGACGAGGCCCUGAGAAAAUCACACUCACAGACAAGUCUGAGCUUGAUAUCUGCACGCAGUCCGAAAAAGUAUAUCCCAAGGACCGAAGCUGGAAACGAUAGAAAUAUCUACCUGAGAAGCCCGUCUAUGGCAGCUGGGUCCCCUAGCACCAGCGUUCAUACCAUCGGUGCUACCGUAUACAUUGGGAGACCGAGCCUCCAACUUAGCGAGGCCCCGCGACGCGGUCAGCUUACUUGUUCGGUUUAUGCUUCGACCUGGCCAGGGUCGGUCCUCCCCGGUGUUGCUAUGAAUGAGGCAGAUGAUGCGAUCUUUUACUGUCGCAUUGCGGGCUUCUAUGAGCAAUACAUACUUGAUUCCGCGGACUAUCGCUGUGCCAUAUGCUCGGAAGUUGUCUCUGCAGAGAGCCUAGUGCACCGACCUCUGCUCUUUGUCCGAACGAACAAAACAGGCCUGAUGAAUGAAUCUGAGCGAGGGUUAAUAAAAACACUUUCGCAGUUUGUCCAAGGCCGGUGGUCGUAUCCGCAGAUGACCGCAGUCAUGGGAGGCACAAGCGACGCUCAUAUCUUUGAUUUUGUGGUACCGAUCUGCAAAAGCAGAACACUUUGUGAGGAAGUCGCUCGGACUGCUGCCCGCGAGUUCAUCAAACUAGUGCUGCCGCGAGAUAUCAAGCUGGUAUUUCCCGGCUUGGAGCCUGACACUGAUCUCUCCUUGAUGGAGUCCGAGGCUGUAGGAGAACCUGCAUACAAGCCGGAAACUGCAGAAAUCCUGCUUCACAAGGUUGGAUACGAAUCGAUAAUGACGGACGGCAAAGAGCGAGACGAGGACCCCAUGGACUGUUGCUUAACCAUCACAAAGCUCCGACAUUGGUAUGAGCUUUCCUUUGAGGAAGAAUGGGCGAAGCGCGACUACCUCAGGGAAAUAAAGUACAAGCGAACUGGUGAUUGCAGUGAAUCAGAGAGCGACGACAGUGAUAUUGACGAAGACGUUGUAUGGGUAUAUGCUCGGAGCGAUCUAGAGGUGGCCUCUUCGCAUCAAAGCAGCGCUCGACCCUCGAAGCGAGACACGUCGAAGCAAGAGGCUGCAAUCAGAAAACUCGAAAGAAUUUCCCUUUUCCAGCCCGUGUUUAAUUUGGAUUUCUGGCUCAUAUGUGAAGCGAUGCAAAGGGUGGGCUCUAGUCAUCAAAGAGAAUCACAUUAG